AUGCUCGCGACUCCUGAUGUGCGCCAGCUCCGGCCCCAGGUGUACGACCCGGCCGAGGACCUGUUCUUGCUAUUAGACUGCCUUGAACAGGAGCGCCAGUGGCUCCAAUCGCGGUUCCCCCACCCGGUGUGCCUCGAAAUCGGCUCCGGCUCCGGGGUGGUCCUCAGCUUCCUCCACACCCACAUCUUCCCCGCGGGGUAUGCCGUGGCUACCGAUAUCAACCCCAACGCCUGUUUACAAACCUGUGAUACCUUCCGAGAUAAUAAUCCUGGCGGCAGAACCCUGGUGGAGGCGUUACGGAUGGCGGGCUUCAGCGGGGUGCGCGAUGGCAUCGUCGAUGUCGUGGUGUAUAACCCGCCGUACGUGCCGGCAGAACUGGUUCCGACACUCCCGACAGCCGACGACGACGACGCCUGGCUCGACCUCGCCCUCGACGGCGGCGCCAACGGCAUGGAACUGACAUGGCCUAUCCUCGACCACUUGGACGCUAAACUCCUGCCGCUCGGAGUAGCCUAUGUCCUCUUCUGUGCCCGCAAUCACCCCGAUGACGUCGCGUCGGUACUCCGCGCGCGGGGGUGGCGGGUGUCGGAAGUGAUGCGCCGCAAGGCAGCAUGGGAGGUGUUGCUGGUGCUACGGAUCAGUCGUGACUCCCCUUUAAUUGGGGAUCAUGUCGAUUAG
Molecule: messenger RNA, 678 nt
Organism: Diutina rugosa
Lineage: Eukaryota; Fungi; Ascomycota; Pichiomycetes; Serinales; Debaryomycetaceae
Product: S-adenosylmethionine-dependent methyltransferase
Exons: 1
Coding region: 1-678 (225 amino acids)
Cellular component (GO): eRF1 methyltransferase complex
Molecular function (GO): S-adenosylmethionine-dependent methyltransferase activity; protein methyltransferase activity
Source: RefSeq, a predicted model, not a curated record